Knipowitschia caucasica is the source of this 1572-nucleotide messenger RNA. Lineage: Eukaryota; Metazoa; Chordata; Actinopteri; Gobiiformes; Gobiidae. The record is from the annotation of a GenBank genome assembly.
AUGGUCCGGGUGGUGCCCAGAGCAGGGAGGAUGGAGGGAGCCUUCCUGCUGUUGCCCUGUCUACUCAUCCAUCACCAGGUGCGGGGGUCUCUGUUGGAAAGCCUCAUCUCCAAACGGACAGAAUACAAGGAGAACUGCACCAGGACUCUGGCUCUCAGCACCAUGCCACCCUCUGGAGUCUUCUGUAACGGCAGCUUCGACUCCUUUGCCUGUUGGCCUCACUCCUCACCUGGCAACGUGUCCAUAUUAUGUCCUGCCUACUUACCAUGGAUCCAGCCAGAUGGCUCGCGGUGGGCUCACAGGGAGUGCCUGGAGAACGGGUUGUGGAGGCAGAAGGAAAACUCAUCAGAGGUGUGGAGAGAGGACUCUGAGUGUCAGGAGCACCACUACUUCAGAGACAAGGAGGAGCAGCUGCUGCGUCAGAGCGUCCUGAGACUCAUCUCGGUUUCUGGGUACUCCCUGUCGCUCUGCUCCCUGGCCUUUGCCACUUUGAUCAUGGGGGUUCUCAGAAAGCUCCACUGCACCAGGAACUACAUCCACAUGAACCUGUUUGUAUCCUUCAUGCUGAGAGCGGCUGCGGUCAUCUGCAAAGAGCUGGUCCUGCACCUCAUGUACAGCCAGCUGCCCCAGGACGAGCACGGCUGGAGCACCUACGCCCGCUCCACGAUCUCAGGGCUCUGCAAGGCGGCGCGUGUAUGCAUGGAGUACUGUGUGUUCUGUAACUACCUGUGGCUGCUGGUGGAGGCCAUGUUUCUGCACACGCUGCUGUUCUCCAUCGUCCUGAACCAGAGGCGGCUGCUGCAGACCUACAUGCUGCUGGGCUGGGGGACGCCCAUCCUGUUUGUGACUCCCUGGACAGUGGUGAAGUUUGUUUAUGAAAAUACAGAAUGCUGGUCCAUAGUGAACAAGUGGUUCUGGUGGAUCAUACGAGGCCCCAUCACGCUGUCGGUGCUGAUCAUCUUCUUCAUCUUCAUAAAGAUCCUGCUGCUGCUGUUGUCCAAGCUGAAGGCCGACCAGGUCACCUUCUCUGACUACAGAUACAGCCUGGCGCGGGCCACCCUGGUGCUGGUGCCUCUGCUGGGCCUUCACGAGGUAGUGUUCACGGUGCUGCUGGACGAGUGUGUGGAGGGCAGCAGUCGAUACGCUCGAAACUUCAUCCACCUGACCCUCAGCUCCUUCCAGGGCUUCCUGGUGGCCGUGCUCUACUGCUUUGCCAACGGAGAGGUGCAGACAGAGCUCAAAAAGCGCUGGCAGCUCUUCCUCUUCACUCACCACUGGUCCGUGCGGAGCUGCUUCAGAGGAACGCCGCUCAAACAGCUUUGGAAGAGCACCCACAGGACUCAGCCCGAGUCCGACCGGGGCAGGCUGUCCUCCCGCUGCCCGCGCCCCUGCCCUCUGCCACUGGAGUGCAGACUGGAGGGCGGGGCACGGCUGGGGGGGUCUGGCGUGUCCAAGGCCCAGGGCAGAGGGGUUAACGGAGUCCGAGGGGGCAGGAAGAGUCUGUCGAGCAGCGAUGGAGACAUGACCAUGGGGGAGACCGUGGAGGAGGUUCUGGAGGAGAGCCAGUUCUGA